UCUCGUUGUGCUCCUCGCUCGGCGCGCAUACGUGUGCGACGUUGUUGUUUGUUGUUUCGGUGAAUCGAGUCGCCCGUUCGGCGGCAAUUUUGCUGUAUAUCAGUUAUAACAUAUCGGAGACAGUGAAGAAGUAACAAGUUGCACGGUGCGUUCGGUAAAUUGUGAGUAAACUUUGUUGUUGGUUUUGUUUUUCGGCCUCUGCUGUGUAGUGGGAGUUGAAAUUGGAUAGUACGCCUCAUCGAACUUCGUGUUCGCCAAAUGUGUGUUUAUUUUACCGUCUGUUGUUGAUUAUUUUGCGGCUGUCGACACAAAAUCACGAUCAGAUGUAAAGAAAUAGUGGAUUAAAGUGCUCACAGUGGAUUCCGUUUUAGUGUAUCGGUGUUGCUUCCCAUCUCUGGUGAAUUUGGAUGGUUGAAAAUAAAAUAAUAUAAAAUAGAAGCUUCCAUUGAAGAUAUACCGAUUUCGAGACGGAGCCCUCAUUGUUGCCGUCGACGAGCUAUCGUCUCAUUGUCGAAGUGAAAUCGUUUGCAGACGUGUGAAAUAAGGUUCGCAAAAUUGCUCCACUGUACCUCAUCGGGGAUAAUUGAUCGCAACAUUCAAUUUGAGCCCGAUAGUCAGCCCUACAGCGGCGUUGCGAUAUUCAUCAUCGAAGGCCAGCUGGCGUGAUUCAAAAUGGAGCUUUCACGAUUGAAAGUACUCUGCACUGGAUUAGUACUUCAGCUACUCUUCACAAUUGCUCUUCCUCUGCCCUACAACAAAUACGGACGGCAAUGUACGGACAUCGGAUGUCUCUCGAGCCAGGUGUGCGUGAUGGCCUACGAUUCCUGUUCCCUCGGACAGCGCGAAAACAACGAAUGUGGACGCUAUCCAACGUGCAAGAAGAAAACCGAAGCAGGCUUAGCCGCAGGUCCUAGUGACAACACUAACGAUCUGUACAGUAACAAACCGGCUCCGCCCAAGACUGCUCCGCCGACCGGAGACGAUGACGUUUUAUCUAGCUUGGGUUUGAAUCCCGACAUGCCAAGCAAUAAUCGGCCGGGUGCUGUCCAUCCCAAUCCAUCCCCUUCGGCACCUAAUCCAUAUGGAAAUCCUUACCCAGCACUUCCCCCUAGCCAGCCCAAACCCACUGCUCCCUACUAUCCCCCAGGAGGUAGCAACAACAAUUACUACGGAGGUGGUGGUGGUGCCGGUGGUGCUGGAGGUAACGCUGGAAAUCGGCGGCCGGGACAGUUUGACGGUUCCACCGGCAACAUUGUGGUGCCGACACAGAAGCCGACAGGUUCUUCCUCGGGUGGUGGUUUCUUCGGUAGUAUUCUUGGUGGUAUACAGAAUGCGGUAUCCAAUGCCGUUAAACAACAAGUCGGAACAUACAUCAACCAACGGUUGGGCAUUGGGCCGGCUGCUGGCCAAGCUGGUGGUGCAGGAGGUCUUGGAGGACUAUUCGAUGCUAGAAAUUUCAUCAACAGCAAAAGCUCUGGCAGUUUGUUCAGCGAACGAAAGCCGGCCGGCUCGGAUACAAGUUCCAGUGGUCCCUAUCCGGUGACCGUUGAUCAGCGUAGUCAGGUUUAUGGAGCUAACCCGCAACCAUAUCGCGGAUCAUCAAGUGAAAUAAAUGCUCGCCAACAGAACACACGUGGCACUCCUGCACCUUACGGGUGGAAGCUGGAUUGAGCAAGCUGAAUAAUCUCCAAUGCCGAGGUAAAAUGAUAUUAACCUGUAAAUUAACGAUAUUCCACCAGAAAUUUCUGGAUGAAAGAUACACAUGAACAAAUAUUUCUUUACCAUCUAGUGAAACUAGACUUAGUUAAGCAACUUCCGAACCCCAGAAUGAUUAUUUUUUUGUAUCUAAUAAAUUAACAU
Sabethes cyaneus is the source of this 1860-nucleotide messenger RNA. Its product is annotated as translation initiation factor IF-2-like. NCBI's taxonomy places the organism in Eukaryota, Metazoa, Arthropoda, Insecta, Diptera, Culicidae. The transcript is spliced from 5 exons. The record is from RefSeq and is a predicted model, not a curated record. The coding region runs from base 673 to 1671 and encodes 332 amino acids.